Salvia hispanica is the source of this 483-nucleotide messenger RNA. RefSeq lists its product as uncharacterized. The record is from RefSeq and is a predicted model, not a curated record. NCBI's taxonomy places the organism in Eukaryota, Viridiplantae, Streptophyta, Magnoliopsida, Lamiales, Lamiaceae.
AAUCACUUCUCUCAAGUUUUACAAGAAUUCUUAGACGACACUUCUUCCAGUCGUGAAUCACUUCUCUCAAGUUUGACCUUUUUUGAAUUUUGUUCUUGUUCGCCAACAAUGGAAGAAGGUGGUUUGGAAGAACUUUGUAAUUCUCUUCAAGCUGGAACUCCUCCAACGUCGGCCUUUGAAAAGAGGCGCAUGAUUGAAGAGUUUUAUGGAAUGCCAAGGCCUGAAGUAGUAGAGGUCCAUCCUUCGGAUGUUGUAAAGACCAAGGGUCAUGCUAGAAGCUCCGCGAGCCGACUGAUUUCAAAGAGAGAAAAGGCUGUAAAGGAGGCUAUUAGGCCUCUUAGACGUUGUAAGGCGUGCGAUGAGUUGGGCCAUCACGACUCUAGAAACUGUCCAAUGCUUAAAGAGAUGGCGAAGGAGAAAGAGCUUAGUAAAGGCAAGAGGAAAGCUUGAUGUGUUUUGUACCUAAAAAAUUAGUUUUCGUCU